Olea europaea var. sylvestris is the source of this 1376-nucleotide messenger RNA. RefSeq names its product E3 ubiquitin-protein ligase SINAT5-like. Lineage: Eukaryota; Viridiplantae; Streptophyta; Magnoliopsida; Lamiales; Oleaceae. The record is from RefSeq and is a predicted model, not a curated record. Gene Ontology annotation, biological process: multicellular organism development; ubiquitin-dependent protein catabolic process. Bases 264 to 1220 code for a protein of 318 amino acids. The transcript is spliced from 3 exons. Gene Ontology annotation, cellular component: cytoplasm. Gene Ontology annotation, molecular function: ubiquitin protein ligase activity; protein binding; zinc ion binding.
UCAGAUGCUCUCACUCCGGAAAAAGCAUGAGAAAGGUUAGCCCUAUCAAGGAAAGCAUCUUCUUCUAGAGAACUCCUCUCUCUCUCUCUCUCUCUCUCUCUCCAUAGUCGGAAAACUCCAGAUUUUACUGAUAACCGAUUCGAAACCAUGACUGAGAAAAACCCAUCAAGAAAAUACAUGUACCCACGUCAAAAACUACUUGUGAUGUACAAUAGUUGAUCUACAAAUUUGUCAAGGAAGAAUAGAAAAAAGGAUCUGCAAGAAUGGAGUCUCGAAUUGAAUGCAUAUCAUCCACUGAUGGCAUUGAUGCGGAUCAGGUCCCCCACCCCCAUACUUACUCUAAGUUUUCAUCUUCCAAGCCAUCUAGCAUUAAUAAUCUCAACAGUGUGGUGAUUCAUCCAGGCUCCAGUGUCCAUGAGCUUCUUGAAUGCCCUGUUUGUACCAAUUCUAUGUACCCUCCUAUCCACCAGUGCCACAAUGGACACACACUCUGUUCCACCUGUAAAGUACGGGUUCACAAUCAAUGUCCCACUUGUAGACAAGAACUUGGUGAUAUUCGAUGUUUAGCGCUUGAAAAAGUUGCAGAAUCACUUGAACUUCCUUGCAAGUAUUUCUCCCUCGGAUGCCCACAAAUCUUACCGUACUACAGUAAGUUGAAGCACGAGGUGGUUUGUAAUUUUAGGCCUUACAAUUGCCCAUAUGCUGGCUCGGAGUGCUCAGUAGUCGGGGAUAUACCAUACCUGGUCUCUCAUUUGAGAGAUGAUCACAAGGUAGAUAUGCACUCCGGUUGCACAUUCAAUCACCGCUAUGUUAAAUCAAAUCCUCAAGAUGUGGAGAACGCUACAUGGAUGCUGACUGUUUUCCAUUGUUUUGGCCAGUAUUUCUGUCUUCAUUUUGAAGCUUUUCAACUUGGUACGGCUCCUGUUUAUAUGGCAUUUCUUCGAUUCAUGGGAGACGAAGUGGAGGCUCGAAACUACAGUUAUAGCUUGGAGGUUGGGGGGAAUGGCCGGAAACUUAUCUGGGAAGGCACCCCACGGAGCAUUCGGGAUAGUCAUAGAAAAGUUCGGGACAGCCAUGACGGCCUCAUUAUACAGCGUAAUAUGGCACUUUUUUUCUCGGGAGGAGAUGGAAAAGAGCUUAAGCUUCGUGUAACAGGGCGAAUAUGGAAGGAACAGCAGAAUCCAGAUGGUGGAGUGUGCAUACCAAAUCUUUGCAGUUAAAUGCUGCUUUGUUUUAUUUUUAUUUUAUUUUUUACCCGUUCAUGUCGAACUUUCUGUUAACUGUUAUUAGUGGUUCGAUAUGUUUAAUGUUGGCAAGAAAUGUAUGUAUAUGUUGUGGAGGUUUCAGCUCUUAUCAAUAAGCUUUUAUUUUUGAAA